ACACGCAAUUUGGAAUCGUAUGUUCAAUGGUUCAAUCGCCUCAGCUAUUUGACGGCCAGCGAAAUUGUUAAGUAUCCGAAGAAGAAGCAGCGCGUGCGUAUUAUCGAAUACUGGAUUGAGACGGCACGCGAGUGCUUCAACAUUGGCAACUUCAACAGUCUGAUGGCCAUUAUAGCUGGCCUAAAUCUCGCGCCCAUUGGCCGACUUAAAAAGACGUGGUCUAAAGUGCAAUCGGCAAAAUUCUCCGUGCUGGAACAUCAAAUGGAUCCAACAUCGAAUUUCAACAGUUAUCGCUCGACGCUUAAAGCUGCAAUGUGGCGCUCCGAGGGCGCCACAGAGGAACGCGAACGCAUAAUCAUUCCAUUUUUUAGUUUAUUUGUUAAGGAUUUAUACUUUUUGAACGAAGGCUGCUCGAAUCGUUUGCCAAACAAUCAUAUCAACUUUGAGAAAUGCUCACAACUCGCCAAACAAGUGAUGGAGUUCAAUGAGUGGAAGAAAGUCAUUUGUCCAUUUGAGAAAUUGCCGAAUGUAAUUGCCUACCUGCAGCAUAAUGCGGUGCUCAAUGAGAAUACGCUCGCGAUUGCAUCGUUUGAGUGUGAGCCGCCCGAGAAUACUGAGGAGAAGGAUCGCUACAAAACUGUGAAAGCCGAAACGAAGCAGCAAUUGAUGCAACAAUUGCAGGAACAACAACAACAACAACAACAGCAACAACAACACCAACAUCAGCAAUAGUUGAAUCUUAGCUAUUUAGACUUUACACAGACUUAAUUUAAGUUACGCUUAAGCGCUUGCCAUGUUUUACUUUUUUUUGUAAACUUACUUUUUUACAUAAGUCGAUUAUAAAUUUUAAGACGAGAAAGUUGAGAAUUGUUUAGGCUAAGCUCAGCAAUUAGUUCAGACAAGACGCAUGCGCCGCUGCCCCUUUUUAAGCUGGACAAUGACUUUUAAAGUCAGUUGCCUUAACACUAAACAAUCUAAACAUCCCCAAAUCUAUAUUCUGCAAUUAACUGACUUUGGAAACGACCUAACUUAAAUAUUCUUCUCACCCAAACUGAUUUCAUUUCUAUUUUCCAACUCAAAGUGGCGCAUGUGCCAUAAAAAAAAAAAAAAAAAAAAAAGAACGAAAUAUAUUUUAUGAAACGCGAAGCAUCUCCAGAAUGUUGCCAGUAAUUAAUUAUUAAUUAAUUGAACUAAGCAAACAUUAAAAAUUAAGCAGAUAAAGCGAAGCGAAACGAAAUGAAUGUAUGUACUUAAAGCAUUUAAUUGCCGCAACUUAUUUAUAUUCUMUAUUUAAUUUCAAUUCAUGUAAUAUUGGAAGGGAAAACAAAUCAUAUUUAUGUCGUAUUAUAUAUAUAUAUAUACUAUGUCGAUAAUUUAUUUUGACCACAUAUGACAAACUUGCGUGUAUGCGUGUUAUUUUGUAAGUGAACAGUAUUUAUAUUUAUAUAUUUACACAAUUUUAUAGCUAAAUUAAAUCAGUUUUAAAUAUUCGAUUCAUUCGACGACGCUUUUGUCUUUGAAGCUUCAACAUUUAUGAACAAUUAUUAGCCAUGCAGCAUAAUUAACACAAAACAAACAAACAAACAAAUGUUUUCUAUCUACGUAUAAGAGAAACAGCAACAACAAAAACAAAAAGUACACCUUGUGGUAGCUACAAUGAUGCUUAUCCUUUUUAAGAUUUAAUUUUUAUUCAAGGAAACUACAAAUACAAUAUAUAAGUAUACAAACUUAUAUGAUUCAAAAGAAAACAAAAAUACAAAAACAAUUAUAUAUAGUAUGGUAUGUGUAUGGAUAUCUCUACGAUAUUAACUAUAAAGGGACUAAAUCGACAAAACAAAAUCCAACAUAUUCGAUAAAA
Messenger RNA from Drosophila arizonae, 1858 nucleotides. RefSeq names its product ras-GEF domain-containing family member 1B. Gene Ontology annotation, molecular function: guanyl-nucleotide exchange factor activity. The record is from RefSeq and is a predicted model, not a curated record. Lineage: Eukaryota; Metazoa; Arthropoda; Insecta; Diptera; Drosophilidae. Gene Ontology annotation, biological process: Ras protein signal transduction. Gene Ontology annotation, cellular component: plasma membrane.